Trichobilharzia regenti is the source of this 7358-nucleotide messenger RNA. Lineage: Eukaryota; Metazoa; Platyhelminthes; Trematoda; Strigeidida; Schistosomatidae. The record is from the annotation of a GenBank genome assembly.
GACCUUGUGGGACAAAUGUAGUACAAACAGCUGCAUUCUGAUGGAUAUAAUUGAGACAAAUACGUCAUAUAUAAUCGUCAAUGGAAGCCAGGCACUGUAUUGUGACCGUCUUUCUGGAAAACUUACUGUGAGACAUGCGUCUGAUGUUUUCAAUGAAUGGAACCCUGUUUGCUUGGGUAAAGUCGAAGGUGUUAUUGGGAAAAUCCGUUAUCAUCCAGAUAGUGAUUGGAGGCUGUAUUUAAUUAAUGAAAGUAAACAUGUAGGAAAAUUACCUGAUGGUUUGGAAGUUCGUCGAAUUAGUCGAGUUACAAUAUUAGUCCUGAACACAUCUCCAACCGGUGAACUUAAUUUAAACUCAUGUACGCGUUCUCAUCCAGACAUUCCAAAAAAGAAUAAAAAGUCAUCAUCCUCAUCACAAAGUAGUCCUACACGUCCUUUCAUGAAAAUGAUGCAAAAACGUAUACUGCCUACGGACACUAGAAAUCCUAAAUGGAGCUUCUUAAUCAACAGUUGGUUCGAAAAACUGAAGCGGCAAAUUAAACGCAGAGAGAAAUACGAACAACGCAUUGAAGAGGAACUGGUUAAUAUGUUACAAUCUGAAGAUGAAUCAUACUUUUAUUUUUCUCCCGGUGGAGGUGAUCUCACCAAUUGGACACAGCGUAAAACUCAUCCAUCUUAUUGGAAUGGUGUACAAGUAGAUGUUGAUGGUACAAAUGCGAACAACAAUGUUGUCGUACAACCACCUGACUCACCAACACUAUUUAAACCAACCUGGCGUCAACCUGUUUGGAGACGUGCUGAUCAAAGAUUCUUUUGGAAUUUUCAUUUAUUAUCUCAACCAAUUGCAGAAGCGGAUCGAAUGUUGACCAGUUGUGGUUUCCCAGUCUAUGGUGCUAAUUUCAAAUCUUCUGAAUCAUUUACACAGUUCAAUAGUUUAAUAACAGAUUUAGAAGGUUUAUUAAUACCUAUUGUUCAAGGUUAUGUACAUAUUGAAGAGUUUGUUUUAAACAGACUUCAAGGCCAUCUUGCCGUGAAUAUUGUGCAGAAGUCGAAAAAUUCAGUUGAAAAGUCGAAUAAUGAACUACCAUCAAUGACUGUAACAUUUUUUAAUAACUCUGUAAAUAUGAAUGAUGGAGAAGGUCAAAUAAAUAUAAGCGGAUUAAGUGAAAAAUUCACUAAUGCUUCUGAUGCAGGAGAAAAUAAAGAGGGACAAUUUAAACCAAUUAUUUAUCCAAAUAUUGAUGCUAAUGUUAGACAACUUAAAGAAUUCGACCCAUCCAUCUUCGCAUCGUCAACAACAACAACACUGGUGAAUGCGAACAAGCAUAUAUCAUUUAAGGAGACAUCUGAGACGAAUGAUGUUGCAAAUAUUUCACAUGAAAAAGAGAAUACACGUAAUUCUUGUACAAUAUAUGACUCUGUAGCAGAAGAUACUUCAGAUUCACUUAAAACAAAUACCAAUAAUAUGACAAGCUCAGUUGUUACUGUACUAUCAGUAGAUAAUUCAAACGAUAAUAAUAAUAUUAAAAACAAUAACAUCAAUAAUAACUUCAGUCAAAAAGAAGGUAAACCUAUGAUGAUAGGCGAUGUUGAACAUGUAAAAGUUAUCCUCUUCUCACGUCGAAGCUGCCGUCGAGCUGGUACACGUUAUAGACGUCGUGGAAUCGAUGUUGAUGGAUAUGUGGCUAAUUAUGUUGAAACAGAACAAAUUCUACACACUAAUAUUGACGACUUUCCGCAUACUGUUGCAUUUCUUCAAUGUCGUGGAUCUGUACCACUCUACUGGAGUCAAACAAGUUUAGUUUACAAUCCACCAAUAAUGUUGGAGAAAACACAAGAAGAGAAUCAAGAAGCGUUCAAUAAGUAUUGGUUGCAACACUUUCAUGAAUUUGAGCGUAUACUUAUAGUGAAUUUAUUGAGUUUUGGUCGUAAACAUCGUGAAACUAUAUUGUCUGACGCAUAUAUACGUCAUAUAUUAUUAUCAAAAAAUGAACGUUUAGCCUAUAUUAACUUUGAUUUUCAUGACUUUUGUCGAAAUUCGCAAUUUCAAAAUGCUUCUGUUCUUCUAUCCGGUAUCGCUGAUUUAUUUCGUAAUUUCAAAUACUGCUGGCUUACUCGUAAUGGUAUGAUAUGCGAACAAAAGUGGAUAUUUCAUGUGAACUGUUUAGAUUGUUUAGAUCGUACAAAUUUAGUUCAGUGUAUGUUUGCUGUUGUUAUGAUUACGACUCAGUUGAAAAAAAUUGGUUUAUUAGGCCCUGAGGAAUGUUUACCCACUGAAUUUUUACGUGCAAUUCAGCAUAUGUGGGCGACAAAUGGUGAUGCUAUCAGUCAAAUAUAUGCAGGCACAGGUGCAAUGAAAGGUGAUUAUACUAGAACCGGUUCACGGACAGUUAACGGUCUGAUGCGUGAUGGUGUUUAUUCAGUCAGCCGUUACUAUUUACGUCUUCGUGAGAUAACUCGUCAAGCUGCAAUUGACUUAUUCAUUGGUAAUGAACAAAGCUCUGAAUUGACAAUGUUUUGCGAUGAAUCCGGACUAGAAUCUACUUCACUGCAAGUACGUGAAGAACGCAUUAAACUACUUAUUGGUCGAUGUCAAGAGCUUUUGAUUCAACCUAAUGAAAAAUGCUUUUCUGAAUGUCUGCUUGUCUCAUACUCUGAGUUUAUUCGUGACAUGCACUAUGUGAAUACAGUUGCACUGGUAACUGACAAGUGUUUACACUUUAUCAAAACUGAUUUCACGGACAGAAAUAAUCGUCCAGCGUAUAUUCGAAUACCUUUGGAAGCGAUAGAGAAGCUGGAGUUCGGAUUGGAGCCGGCUAUUUUUCGUGCAAAGUACUUCGUUCUGAGAAUAUUCUACAAACCUCCUGAUGAAAAUUCCAAUCAGCCUUCUGAUUCACAAAGUCAACCAAUUGUUGUAGGCAGUGAAUGUAUGAAUGUCAAUUGUCAGCAAACACUGGCUUCAACUAACCAAGAAAAGCGUUCUCAAUCAUCAGAUCUGAGUUUAUCACCUGUGAAGAAUGUUGAAAAUAUUCGAAGUAACAAUGGGAGAAUAUCUCGAACAGAUGUUGUAUUUGGUCGAAUGGCUCAUGCAUUCACUACAAGUUUCCUAACGAACGAUAGAGAUACAGAAGACAGUCAAUACAAAUUGAACUUGCAAGGGAACCGGACAAUGUCAGAACAAAAUUAUUCAGAGGUUGAAAAUAAAGAUGUAAGUAGUGGAGGAUGUGCUGGGGGUGGAGGAGUUGGCGUUGGUGGCGCUGGAGCUGGUGGUGUUGGUGGGGGUAACAAUGCUACUGGGAUCCGUAAUUUUAGACAAGCACUUAAAAUGCCGAAAGUAACACAUCAUUUCCUUGAAUUCCUUCAACCAGAUACAAGACUCUUCAAUACAGUUCUAGUCCCUGUUCCACCAGGUGACGAGUCUGUACAAGCAUUACGCGUUGUAGCUUCAACAAUUCUCAUUUCACUUCAAUCGAUUGGUCGACAUUUAGAGUUGACUGAAACAAAACCGCCAAAUAAACUGGAGCGUUUACGUCAAGCUAAUAUACCGAAAGCAUAUCAACCACCAGUUGACCUACACACCCUUGGAUAUGGUCUGCGUGCGUUGGGUCGAAGACGUGAAUCUACUGUCAGCUUACGUAGUCGGCAUCGUACGUCUAGAGCGAGUUCAAUCCAACCCGCACAAUUGGAUACUGAUGAUGCAUCAGCAGAUGUUAUGAAUAAGGAGGAUGAGAAUGCAAGGGAUGAGACAUCAUUUGGAGGAUUGAAUAAGAAUGUAAUUAAACAGAGAUUGAGGCAAAUCAAGUUGCCUAAGUUACCAUUUAAUUUUGGUCGGAAUACAAGAUCAACAUCAGAACAGAAUCGUGGUAAGAAUCUACCAAUAGUCGCUGAAAAAUCGAACAAUGCUAAACAGGACAGGGGUGAGCCAGAUUCAGAAAUUGCAGAUUGUGCACAAUUCUGUUCACCCAAGUUCAAGUCAAAACGUAAUAACAACAAUCCUGUCUUCAACGGCGAUGACGACUAUAAUUAUGAUGAUGCUGAUGAAGAUGAUGACGAUGACUUAGAUGAAGAGGACGAAGCGACUGACAACAGUGACAGAAUCGAUGGUGAAGAUGAUGUCGAUCUGAGUGAUGAAGAUUCUCUCUCUGAAGACAAUCAGUCAACUAUUAAAAUUCCUAUCUUGUAUCCUUUAUUCAGGCGGUCGACGUUUCAUGGUGCCCAUGAAGCAUUACAAUGUAAGCAGGCGAUGUCAUACUCACCAUCAUUGAAGCAAGCAUAUUCCAAACAAUACUCACAUUCAGAAUCUGACAUUAGUAAGCUUCUGACGUCAUCAACACCUGUUUCCUUCCGUGAUUGUAUGGAUGAUCAACAAAAGCGACAGUUGGAAACAAUCUCUAAAUCACGGAAGAGGUUACUGAAAAAAUCAUAUCAAGCCAUAAGCAAAUCAAAACUUUCACUACAACUGAAUCGUUUCCCAAAUGUUGGACAAAAUGAUAAAGCUGAGUCAACGACUCCCAACAAAGUGACACUUCAACUUCCUAGUCAUCAUUUGUUGACUCCAAAUGUUACUGAAAGACAGAUUAAUUUACAGACUGCUAGUCUAGAAGAAUUAUUAUAUGGGAUUGCUAGUCUCCAUGGUGGUGACAGUGGCAACACUCGAACAGGUAGUGUCAGUCGUUUGGAGAAGCGUAGUAAUGAUCGUGGUAGUGGAACAGUGCCAACAAAGUCUGAUUCUAAUUCACGUGUGCCGAAUGAUCAAACUAUUCCAUUGGAAUGCCUCAACAAUAAGAUUAUCUUCGAAAGGUUACAACAAUUAUUCAAAGAGUAUACACAACCAAGUAUAAUGAAUUCACUAUUAGUUUUAUCAUUAUCAUCACUGCAUAGUGAAUUUAACAAUAAUCCUGUAAAUAAUUCCACGAUUGAUUCAACUGCUUCUACUACUAAAACUACUGAUUACACUACUACUGAGUCUUUCAACAAAGAAUUCAAUUCACUGGUGGUAAUACAUGAUUAUGGUUUAUACGAGCUAUUGAAACAUGUCUAUUUACCAGAUAUUCAGCUACCUAAAAAUGCAAAGUUAACUGAAAAGUUGAAGCGUAAACAACUGUAUACACUGAUUCAGUUAGAUAGAAUUCGUCGUCAAUUAUUUUGUGCAGACAAACGACCGCAGCAGCAUACAGGAGUUGGUGAAAAGUACCAACUGGGACAACAGAAAACAAUUUAUUCCUCAUUUAUUAUAUUUUGAUGCAUUCCUCUGUGUCUUUCUAACCAGUCUGUAAACAUUAAUUUUGAAAUUCUUCGCACAUAUACUUUAUCACAUGCCUAUACUACUACUUCUACUAUUGAGUAGACUACUUAUAAACAAGAUAUCCGUCUUUUACUAUUAUCUUCAUGCAUGAGUGAUUUCAGUCAACAACAGGAACACACAGACACACACACAUAUACAGAUAUCUAUCGUCCUGGGAGAGAAACAUCAUUAUGACCAGCUUUUAUGUUCUUGUUGUUGUAUAAAUUGCAUUCGUGUUUUUGUCAUAUGUUAAUGAUCGGUCUUCUAUGCCUCCUCGAGUACUGUCUUUACACAUACAAUUAUUCUUAUUGUUGAAUAUGUGUACGUCAAUAUCUAUGCAUCUAUCUGUCAAUCUAUCCAGCCAUCUUUGUUUUCAUGUUGUUCCUGUGGUACUAACUUCUCUCCUGAGGAGUUAGCCAUUUGUUGCACACAUUAUCUUUAUUGUGAAUUUUCUCAUUGUUUUGUGUGUACCAGCCACCAGCAGCAUAUACGCAUAGAAAGAAGUGAUCGUGUAUGUGUGUGUAUUUGGAUUAUAUUCCUCCGUUUCAUUUGUACCUCAUAAUAAUAUCCAGCACAUACGAGAAGGAGGUGAACAAUUCAGUCUUAUUUAUUAAACAAAACAACGAAAAUAAAAUUUUAUUUUCUUUUGAUCGAUUCAUCAGGUAUUUUUUGGGUGGUGCCAGUCAGAAUCUCAAAAGGACAGUAGUCCUUCCGGUUUUCCUGGUACAGUCAGUUUUAGAGUCAUUUUCUGAUGGUCUAAUAUCCGUUUGGUACUGUCGAAUACUUUCUGCGAUUCUUCCGACCAAGGAAACUUCAAUUCACCUAAUAGUCUCUACAAGGGGGGAGGGAGGGGAAGUUUUUCACAAAUUGACCAUGAAAUGCUGCUCACCCCGGAGGAACUGCCUUAGCUUCCUCUUGCAAUUAGGAGUCGUAGUGGUCUAUAUCGACAAGAUUUCUUCCGGAAACGGUUUUGUCUCACUAUCGCCUACUUCAUCACCCGACAGCAAGACACUCUGUUUGGCUAUCCCAGAUUUUGUUUUGUCGAUGCUUAGUCCAUACUCUUCAACGCGUCUCAACACGGCUUCAACACAUAACCGCUUUCAUUUUGACUGUAGACGAUGAGAUCAUCACCGUACACCUCCACAUUCUUCAAGUAACUAAGUAACAACAUUGGUUAUCAGUUGUCUGAAGGUGAACGGUGCUAAUCCUGAUAGUCCAAAUGACAUGCUUUUAGACCGACAAUGUUUCUGAUCCACGUUGAACGCCGUCUCAACUCUGUCACUCUGUAUAAUCGAUAUCGUCCAAUAUCCUGGCUGGAUGUGGAGCACUGUAAACGAAUUUUCGCUUUGUAGACGAUCCAUGUCCAUAUCACAAACAAAUGACAGUCUUGGCUAGCACACUGCGUUCAUACAUUCUUUCCGCGUUUACCAGUCAGUCAUACUUGAGUGUCAUGUCGAAUUAUUGUUUCCGAUUUCGCUGGCUGAUGGAUGGAUUUUUGUUACAACCUGGCCCUAAACAAUCUGUUUGCUCUUAUUAUAUCACCAUAAUAAACAGUCAGUCUUAGUGAUCAGUAACACAUAACAUCAGUGACACAUGACGUAAGGUGUAUAUUAUUUCCAAAUCAUCCUUUCGGAUUAUCACGUUUCCAUCAGAAGACACUUCAAAUUGGAGAUCGUGUGAUAUGAAUAUCGGUUUGCAUUUGAAAAUACGCUUCACUUUAGUUGGUGGAUUGCUAUUACUGAAUGACAAAUAUGACAACUAGGGAGAAAUCAGAAUAGAGUUUUCAACUAGAUUUAACUGCUCCUGUGAAGCCAGUUACAUAGGUCGUACAAUUAGGCGUGUUUCUCAUCGAAUUUCCGAACAUCACUCUGCGUGGUUAAGCAAAUGUCAAAUAAAAUCUAUUCGCAGCGCUAUUCUGUCUCAUCUUGUGGAGACAGUAUACAAGAUUGACGUUAAACAUGCUUUCAGGGUCAUUUACCGCAUACCUACGAAUCUCAAUUUUGCCUUAAGAGUUCGACUCCUAAAUAUUGCUGAGGCUGAGGGAUCCACAUUAACAAGCCUAAUUUAUGCAUCC